AUGGACGAGAAUGACUAUGUCGGGCCCUGGUGGGCUGACAUCCUGGCUGCCAACCUGCAGCUGGAAGUGGAGCUCUCAGAUGUCAGCUAUGGUCUGGACAUGCCCUUCGCUGACGACCCACGUAUCACUGCCGUGGUCUACAAGGACGCUCAUGGGAUUGAGCAUCUGAAGACUGGAUGCUACGCGGGUCCUGAUCUCGAUGGGCAGGAUGAGUUUGACGAGGGGGAGCAAAUCUUCCGGUGUCUCACAGUGUGCAUGGGUCGACCUGUGAUUGAUACUGAUGUGGUUUGCUCUUCUUUGAAUUACUCGUCUUCCCCACGGGGUCAGCGACACCCAUCAUGUCGGCUUGAUGUGAGUGAACUGCCUUGUACAGUUGUACAGUCAGGUUCGGUAGGCCGUCUGCACAGGAGCCCUCACCCGAUCCAGCUGCACCUUUCCUUUGGUGAUGCGAGCACUGCCUGCUUAAACCUUCUCCUCCGCCAGCUCUCGACCGGGGUUGGACCCAUCCCGCCCACUCCAACCGCAGGCGGCCGCAGGCCUGUCAUCCUUGAUGCCCUGUCGCAGUGUGUGCGGCCUGUUGCCUGCACCGCACUUUGCCCUCAUGCUGCUCAGCCCUCACCCGCCCUAUGUGAGGGCACUGUGCGCCCUGCCGCUGGCACGAGCCGACCUGCCACCUCGGGCCUUACUGACCUGCGACUCCGGCUCUCAGCACAGGUCAGCCUAUACCCGGCGGAGCUUGACCGCCCCGAACUUCGCGAGAUGCAGGUCUCUCAAUUCUGGUGGUUCUCCGGGUAUAGAGUUAGUGGGGGUACUUGUGAGACGCCUCAGCAGGACCGCUUUGCAUUGUUCACUACAUCGGCGCACGUUGAGGUCCGCCAGAUGCGCCGAGGGAUGACGUUGGGGGCUUUGGUUGCUGAGGUUUAUAGCCUAGUCCCUGGCCUACGUAGCCUGCGGGUCCUUCUUGAGCGUAUGGCCGGGUUCCCGGCGGUGCAAUUGGUGGCAACGACUAGGGAGGCAUCGGAACAGGCUCAUGCCACGCCCAUAGACCUUAGAUCAGUGGGCGGACGGGUGUGCACCCUGAACCUGCUAGCUGGCAGCACUGCCAACGAGGUCUCACUGGAGGUGAUGAACGCAUGCCCAGAGCAUCGCCGGCCACAGGGGCCCUUCCGUCUGCAUCUGCCGGACGGCCGCAAUUUUGUGGCGGUCCCUUACCAAGUUCUUGGACCUGAUUUUAUACAGGGACGUGCCCCGCUGGCUGUGGUGCCGCAUGCGCCUGGUGUAAGAGCUGAGGUUACUGAGGAUGACGACACAGCACUCAUGCAAACCAGCCUCUCUGUGAGUCUGCCCCAUGUGCAGCAUAAAGCCCCCAAUAAGACACUUGUGCCGCGCGUCGCUCCCAGCCAGCAGCCUUUCGACGCAGCAAGGUGUCAGGCCGACUAUGUCCGCGACGCAGACCGACAGGUCUCAGCACCGUCUGAAGUGUGGGGAAAUGACUCCUGCCUGGUUGCUUUUCCUGCCGGGGAUCCACCCACCCUUUUGAGGACGGAGGGCCCUCCACGGGCCAGCGUUGUACAUUCCACCACCAAGGUGCCGACAAUACUUCCCGAGAGACUUGCUGCCCCGAACCUACGAGAAAUCCCGGCGGGGCAGCUAUGCCUUUUCUGUCAAGCCCCUGCGCACCACAAUGAGCUCCGGCGAUAUAGUGUCUUCGACAGGAAUAGUCACCAUGCUGUUCGGAAGGCCUCUGUUCACUGGUCCCUCCUGGACUACAUCGUUGAUGCGGCCAGCUCAGCAAGUGAAGAGACUCAGAGUGUGCAGGUCCUGACUCUGCCCAUUGCUGACCUCCCUGAGCCCCAGCUCACGAUUACUCCGAUUGGCCUACCCCCGGGGGUCCUUGUGCUCCCUCUUGAUGCUCGUUCUAUUGGUGGGCCACUGUGUGCGCUACCCUUAUCGCCGGGCUUAGACUUUCAGAGGGUCCUCGAGGCUCUGGCCAAGGCUGCGCCGUCCACUGCGCAGCUUCUUGAGCAGGCUUUGCAACUUGACGGUGUGUUCCUGCAGGACCCCACUGGCCGGAUAUGGGAGACACUGCCCAUGGAUCUCAGUGAAGUGCAAUGGCUCAAAGCGGUCCUGGAACCGCGACGGCAACAACAGCUUGGGUGGCUUGUGACUCUUGGCAGACCUACCACACUGACCAGCACCGCGGUGAUCACCACAACAAGCCUCCAACCCCACGGAGACCGUCUCCUUUGUCCUGGCAGGUGGUGGCACUGUUAUCCGGCUGGCCCCGCAGCCCAUCCGACUGGCCAGUGUGCGGCAGUCCCUUUGCGAGCUCCUUUUCAUAUUGGGGUUGCAGGGCCGGGUGCCACAUCGACCUGUUGUGUCGCUUGCCUCUGCCGCGCCGCGGCAAGCUGCACAGCCUGCUAA
Messenger RNA from Symbiodinium necroappetens, 2424 nucleotides. The record is from the annotation of a GenBank genome assembly. Lineage: Eukaryota; Dinophyceae; Suessiales; Symbiodiniaceae.